AUGCCUGUGAGUGAGAUUUAUACUGGCGUUUGGACAAAUUGGGGCAAAGGCGCGGUGCUCGGGCUCACACUGACUGUUGAGAACAUUUACGGUAUUAUUCUCAUUGCAGGACUUGCACUUAUUGUAAAGUGGGCGGGUGGCCACUUUUGGGGCAUAAUUUGUUUUUCUGCUCAUAAAUGGAGAUCAUCACAGAGCUCUCAAGACGGUCUCCAUUACCAACAUCAAGCCUUAUUGCGAGCGAGAACGUCAGAGGCAGAUUUGCUGUGGCGUAUGUAUGAGAUCGCCUGGGCUUGGAGAUCGAGUGUACCGGCUUCAUUCCGAAGGAGUCUCGUACUGGCUAUACUCGCACUCGUCAACCUAAUUGUCUGGCUCGUUGCCGGUAUCUUCUCAGCCAGUGUCACAGCUACUGGUGGCGAGGGGCUUCUUGUUGGCAAGUGUGGUUGGAUGAGCUUGACCGCAAACAAGGACUUCCCUGAGUGGACCACAGCCGAUUGGGAGGAUGGUGACGCUUUGUUCGUGGCAGCCUAUAAUGGGUAUCGAGACGACAUGACUUACACAACUACCUGCUAUGACACCAGUCGCAAUAACACUGAUGCCAGAUGUACUGUCCCAACAGUUCCGUAUAUUGGAUCCACCUUCAACUACGAUGCACCAUGCCCGUUUACAUCGAGUAUGUGUGCAGGACCGACAAUCGCAAUGGACACUGGUCUGAUCGACUCGGACAUGAAACUUGGCAUCAAUGGCCCUGAACAAGAUCGCCUUCAGCUCCGAAAGGUGACAUCCUGUGUACCAAUUCCAAUCGAAUCAUAUUCCACAGGCUGGACGGAUGAGAUUGUACCUGGCACCGAAAUGUUCAUGCCAAUGAUGAUUCCAAACGAUACAUACAACUACUAUUCGGUAGGAUCAAGUUGGCUUUUCGGUGUGCCAGUCAGCAACUUUACCUUCGUUUACAGUAACUUCUCCGUCAGCACAUCAAAUCUUCCAUACAACUUCAAUGUUCGGACUUACUACCCAAAGAACUUGACUGAGAGUGGCUUCUACCCCAUACCCGAAUUGAACCGUACUGAUGCCGACAUAUCGUUGUUGGUUCUCAACAACCGUGUAGCGUACACAGGUCGUGUCAACGACCCGUUUUUCAGCGCUACGCGUCAAGAGGAAUUCAAUCGGCUAGCAAACUCGUGGAUCUCAAACACCACAAUAACCGGAAUCGCUUGUACCGAACAGUACCAAUUUUGCAACCCUGCGCAGAAAAGUGACAAGCAGGAAGACAAAUGCACAGCGUUGGGCUCUCUCUAUGACUUUGAUCAGGUUAUACCCCCGGCGAGUCUCGAUUUAAACCCGCGCCAGACUGCUACCUACGUCUUGAUGAGCAAAAUGAUCUACGCGUUACGAUUCAACAGUUUUCUGAUGUUCUUGAAGAAUGAGAUCCUUGUUGCAACACGCUUGGUUUAUGGUUCGUUCGGGAUAUCAACACCCCUGCCGGAUGAUCAGUGGCAAACUGAAGUUGCGAAUAUUCAUAACCUGACACUGGCUGGUCUUCAGCUGACUGCGCUUGGCCACGCAGCAACUCCGAAUAUCCAGAUUCGUCCGGGCCUGAAUCUUCAUGAUCAUAUGGUUGCUGAAACUGACCCGGACGCGCAAGCACUGUGCCGCAACCAGCGUGCACGCAACAAUGCAUACAGUUCUUUCAGCAUGCUGGGGAUCAUCAUUAUUCUUGUCUGCAGUCUCCUAAUCAUUCUAGUCGACUAUUUCUUACCUCUUGUUUUCUCACGAAUGAGUCCGGCUUCUCUGCGUGGCAAUGUCGCAGCCCAAGCCUGGGAUGAAGACGAUAUUCUUCAGCUUCAACGUCAAGCUCUAGAAGGUCGUGGUAUCGGACCUUGGAAGACCAGUAGUGGGCAAGUCCCUGUCACCGAUCAGUGGGACCUCAAGUUCAAAAGAGAGCGUGUAUAUAUGGGGUUCCGUGAAGAUGAAGAAACCUCCAAUCCCGCAAUUGUUUCCAGAGAUCUGCUUGAACCGCUUUCAUCUUCACACAACAACUCGACAAUGGAAUUGAAGACUCCUGCAAGCAGCUUCUUGCGAGUUUGA
Molecule: messenger RNA, 2085 nt
Organism: Exophiala bonariae
Lineage: Eukaryota; Fungi; Ascomycota; Eurotiomycetes; Chaetothyriales; Herpotrichiellaceae
Exons: 3
Coding region: 1-2085 (694 amino acids)
Source: RefSeq, a predicted model, not a curated record